Lineus longissimus is the source of this 2608-nucleotide messenger RNA. RefSeq names its product probable G-protein coupled receptor 139. Gene Ontology annotation, biological process: G protein-coupled receptor signaling pathway. The record is from RefSeq and is a predicted model, not a curated record. Gene Ontology annotation, cellular component: plasma membrane. Gene Ontology annotation, molecular function: G protein-coupled receptor activity. Lineage: Eukaryota; Metazoa; Nemertea; Pilidiophora; Heteronemertea; Lineidae. The transcript is spliced from 3 exons. Bases 264 to 1667 code for a protein of 467 amino acids.
UUCGCACCGCGGCAUAACUGAAUCGGAAUUUGCGUUAACAGGGACUUGGAAUAAGUUUAUGUGUACUUGUCUUCAUGGAAACGACACCUGUCUACGCAAUCUUGCUUGGAUACCGUUUCUACGACUAAGGCCUUGCUAUGCCGCAUGUGGGAGAACAGUAAUUGUUGCAGUUGCUAGGCCUUGUUCGCCAAGUCAAAUUUUAGCAGGAAUAUUGUGAAGCAAUUUCAUAGCUAUAUCGGAUAUUCGAUUAUAAUACAUCGCAGAUGGACGUAUUGACUGACUGGGGACCACGACCAUAUUCCUCUGGACCGAAACAAAAUAUGGAUAAGUCGCCAUGGGAUCUAUUCGGGAAGAACUUCAGCGGUAAUCCAUUCGGGGGCUCAGGGAACCCCUUCGGAGGAUCAAGCAACCCGUUCGCAAAUCCGUUCGGGGAGACGAGCGCCAGCGAAAGUAACAAGAGUGCGGCGGAUAAUGAGGCAAACCUCUAUCUUCAGAUUGCACAACACUUCUUAAAGAAGAAUGGAAACAAGGGGUCUAAGACGCCUACAUCGGAAGAAAGAUGCCAGAUCGGGGAACUCGUGGGCAUCUACUUAAUGAACGCAAAUGCAUCGAACUCGAACUGCACGCUGCCAGAGACCCACAGACCACUCAUAGCGGACAUCGGCGAACAGUUUUACGCCUACGUCACCCCGAUCAUCAUCGUCAUUGGCCUCAUUGGUAACUCUAUAUCCCUCAAUGUGUUCACCUCUAAGGGCAUGCGGAAACAAAGUGCGAGUUAUUACCUAGCAGCGCUAUCUACCGCGGAUUUAUUGGUACUAGUCGUGUAUGUUCUCUUCGAAUGGAUUCGAAAAGGAUUACGUCUGCUACCUGGGCAUUUGGAGAUACCGUUUACUGACGUCACAGGGGUGUGUCACGUGUUUUUGUAUCUGUCAUACGUUUUCCGGUUCCUGUCUGUGUGGCUGCUAGUGAUUUUCACAUUCGAGCGAUAUAUCGGCGUAUGUCAUCCGCUAAAGAGGCGAAAGUUAUGUACAAAGGCAAGCGCGAGGAGGAUAAUAUUAGGUCUUGUUUUGACCGCGAUGGCGCUCCCUAUUUACAAACCUGCCUUAAGUGAAGUGCGCCUUAUAAACAAGGAACAAGGCAUCUAUCGCUGUACUGAGAAACCUGAAUAUAGCUUCCUCUCAUUCUGCUUGGACGCAUCCUUUGGUUUAUCCAUUACCCUCAUUCCUUUUCUCGUGGUGCUAAGCCUUAACACGCUUAUUGUACGGAAACUAUUCUUGAGAAAACGCCAACAAAAGCUUAACGGAUUUCUCAAACAGGAGAACAAAAUCCGCAUCGAAUUCACGGUGAUUUUAUUAUCCAUUUCCACCUGUUUUAUUCUGCUUAAUCUUCCUUAUUUCGUGUUCUGGUGCUACAACAACUACUGCAAGUAUAACACCUUCAAUGACAGUACGGUGGAGCCUGUCGACUAUGACUCGUUAGUGGGCAUCCUGCAUCUUGUGAAAGCGAUCUUCUACAUCAACUACUGCAUCAAUUUCUUCCUCUACAGCAUCACCGGCGCCUACUUCCGUAAAGAAAUGAAGAUGGUGUUUAGUUACAAGUUCCGCCGCAACACUGAGACGCGCAUGAGUCGCUCUCUGACGUCACACACGCCUCAAUCGUGGGUUUGACAGGAACCGUUUCGCCAUAGGGCAGCACACAUAAUGCUAGACACCUUAUGAAAAAGGCCUAAGCCUAUGGUAGAGCGGAAAUAUUCUCGAAUGAACAGAAAUUGCAUCUAACAAACAGGAACACCAGACCGGAAAUCCUUUGCAGCGCAUGAAUACUUUCAUGCACAUUUUCUUGUCCUGUCAUAUUUUUGUAUUCGAUCGGAUUUGCAGGAAAAAAAUUCGGAUCUAACGUCCUUAAGCUAGCUAGAGCAGUCAUAUAUUUUUAUCUUACGAAUUUGCAGGAAUAGUAGAUUUACAAUCGUUGAUCAGGAUUAAGUACGAAUUUAGCUAAUGACGUACCUGAUGGUGGCCGUCGCGCUUGUUCAUUGCGUUUUUUUGCCCCACCUCGUGGUUAAAAGAAUAUAGGUCAAGCCAAAUGCACUGUCUGUUGUCUUUAAACAAAGCCUGCUCACAGCUAGACCGAUAUUCCCAUUAUUUCACAGUCUUGUCAAAGGAUUACCAUGGUAAAUCUUGAUAACAUUGAUUCCAACGAAACAGCAUUCAUUUGGGGAAGAUAAGCCAAAUAAAAUGGGAUUGGCAAAUAAACAUGAUGUACAUAUUCUGGAUAUAUAGGAUUAACCUUCACCUAAUUAAGCUGCCUGUUAACAGUUUGAAGCUAAGUCAGGGUCUUGCGCUUUCCCCCAUGUGAUACUGAUCAGGCCAGUAAAAGGGUACCCGUCGCAUUAAUUACUAUGGUAACCUAACCCAAGGCAGGACUAGAAGCAUCUCCAGUGUUGUCUUUGGAUAGUUCUCUCACGAGGAUAAAUUUAAAGGUGAACGGAUACACAAAACUAAGCAUGUGUUGUCGAAAUGGUGUGAUUAUUGUUACGUAGAAAUACAAUAUGUGGAUUGAUUUCUUGGUUGGAUAUGGCCAUAUUGGAUACAACACACACACGGGAGUA